Molecule: messenger RNA, 712 nt
Organism: Drosophila willistoni
Lineage: Eukaryota; Metazoa; Arthropoda; Insecta; Diptera; Drosophilidae
Exons: 1
Coding region: 106-597 (163 amino acids)
Source: RefSeq, a predicted model, not a curated record
AUUACUGUCAAAUACAUAUACUACAUAUCUACACUAUCAACUACUCAAACUUAAAACCGAAGAAAAAAAAAAAAAAAAAAAACAACAUACUUUUAAAGCCUAAAUAUGCAGGAUCGUAGAGUAUGGACUAAGAGCACUCCAUUCAAACACUCACCCAUUGGAAUAUUUCCCAAAAACCCAAGGCGAUAUUUUCUUGGACCCUCCUGUGACAAAGACGAAGCCAGAAUUGGACUGCUUCUCGGCUGGGAAUAUGGUAACCAAUGGUUACGCAACCGGAAUGAAUUCCUUUCGAAAUUAUCGAAAAGCACGGAAGAAACUUUUAUCAAGCCUGAUUUUAACUGGUGGUUAAAAAACCGGAAAAGCACGAAAGAAACUUUUAUCAAGCCUGAUUUUAAAUGGUGGUUAAAAAACCGGCAUCUAGGACAAAAUCAUUGGCAAAGGAAUAUUACCAUUCAUAUAUCAUCGCAUCACAAAAAUAUGUGUUUGUCAGCAUUCGAUGAGGCUCGAAAAAGACGUCAAUUGGCCAUGCAGAGGAAAAGUGAAUUCAAUUUUUUUCUAAGAAGUAUUCCAGAAACUUACGAAUUAUUAAGGAGAUAACUUAUACAUAUGUUACUAUUCAAUUCCUUUUUAAAACUACCUUAGUUGUACCUAUUAUAGAUUGUACGACUAUCUGAAUAGUAGAUAAAUAUAUGGUGGGAUAUCUAAAUAAUAA